GGCUUUCAUUUAAGGCUGCCUGGAAGCGCCGCGCGCGCGCACAUUUAUACAUAUAUAUACACACGCGUAUAAAUCAUAACACGGUCAACGGCGCGGGUCACUUCCUAAGGAGCUUCGCGUGCCCUCUUGCUUUGACCUCCUUUACUUCCUCCCGUCCUCGCGAGACUCAGGGGCCUCCCCCACCCUGUGGUGUGAUGGGACUACUGUUUCAUCCUCGAUAACUGGCUGCUGUGUGUUUCUGAAGUGGCUGAAGGGACAAACCCCUCCUCCUGGGGCCUGAACAGGGGUCAGCGUUGCUGACAACGGUGUGCCCUGUCAGCCAGAAGAUCUCUUCUGCUCCCUAAGACAGUUUCUGCUGUUGGGGGUGUGCGUGUGCUUGCAUGCACUCCGGUUGCCUUCCCUUCCCUCUAGUAUCGUCCUACUUUACAACUGCAUUUGCUCAACAGUUGAUCUUGAACAGAGAAAACAUUACAUCUUCCAUAAUCCUGUGGAAUAUUGGAAGUCAACCAAAUGGCAUCCUCUACUGCUGUGCCUGUAGGUUUUCACUAUGAAACAAAAUAUGUUGUCCUCAGCUAUUUGGGUCUCUUCUCACAGGAAAAGCCUCAGGAGCAGCACUCUAUGCCAACUCAAGUGACUGAUCCAUCUGCUGUCUCGCAAACUUUAGAUAAGGAGAUCCUGGACAAAGUUAAAGCAGAAAUUGAGGAUGAAUUGAAACGCCUUGAUGAAGAAAUUUUGGAAGCUUUCACCAGCACUGGCUUUGAUUGCCACACAUCUCCAGUAUUCAGUCCUGCCAACCCAGAAACUUCAAUAGAAGAUUGCUUAGCUCAUCUUGGAGAGAAAGUCUUCCGAGAAUUGAAAGAACCUCUUCAAAGGGCAUUAGAGACCCUAUUUAGCAAACCAGUGACUUACCAGGAAUACAAGGAAAGGACACAAGAAGCAGCAACUCAUGCCACUGGAUGGAGCAAGGUUUUAGUGCCUCUGGUGAUUCUUCAGCAAUUCCUGAUGGAGCUGACAAGACGGGGCCAAGAGCCACUUGGUGCACUGGUGAAUUUUGGAGUGACCUAUCUGGAGGACUAUGCUGCAGACUAUAUCAUCCAACAAGGUGGAUGGGGCACUGUCUUCAGUUUGGAUUCCGAAGAGGAAGAGUACCACGGAAUCAUUGCUGAAGACAGCAAUGACAUCUACAUUCUAACUAGUGACAACUCGGGCCAGGUGAGCCCCCCUGAGUCACCCACAGUGACAACAUCUUGGCAGUCGGAGAGCUUGCCUGUUUCUUUAUCAGCUAGUCAGAGCUGGCAAACAGAGAGCUUGCCAGUAUCUUUGGGCCCUGAGUCGUGGCAACAAGUGGCUAUGGAUCCAGAAGAAGUGAAGAGUUUGGACAGCAAUGGAGGUGGGGAAGAAAGGAGUGAAAAUAACUCUUCAAACUCAGAUAUUGUGCAUGUUGAAAAGGAGGAGAUACCAGAGGGGGUUGAGGAAACAGUGUCAGAAGUGGGUCUGCAAACUGACACCACAAAGAUGGGUUCCCAAGAAGCUCCGACUGCACUGCUGAAGAUGGAAUCAGAAGCUGAAAUUGUGUCUUUUAAAAAGCCAAGUCCCUCUGCAUCUUCACUCACUGAACACCAGAAAGAGGGAAAAGUAGUGGAGGUGCCAGAACCUGACCCUUUAGUCUUGAGUAAACCUGCCAAGCAGUUAACUCCUGCAGAAGAAAAGGCUGCCCCCAUACCAGAGAAAAUACUGCUUCCAGAAGAAGAAACAAAGGCAGGGAAGGAGAGCUAUUCUGAAGAAAAGGAGAAGUCCCCUGCUGGAGAGGAGAAGCCCAUCCUCUUGCCAGAAGGCAAAUCCAUUCUGCUGUAUGGUGGGGCAGCUGCAGUGGCUAUCUUGGCUGUGGCGGUGGGUGUAGCACUGGCACUGAGGAAGAAGUAGAGAACUCUUUGCAAGGAGUAGCGCCUGAUCCACUCUUAGUUGCAUUGACUGAGGGUUGUGGUGCCUGCUGUUAAUGGGAAAUUCAUGUAACUUAAAGGGUGGUGGGCAGGGGCAGGGGUACACAGUAAGGCUAAGCCUAGGGACAAUCAUGUUUUCAAUGGACUGGGACUGGAUCUUCCUGUUUAACAUUCAGGGGUGUCAUUUUGAAGCCCCCAGCACAUUUAAGUAUCUAAGAAUAACUGAAAAAUGGGGGUGCUUUUACACUGGAAACUGGAACAGGAAAUUCCUAGGGAAUGGGAGAAUUGGUUGUUACCCCCUGGAGGCUUCUUUUACAUAGCUGCUAUUGCAGCUUCUUGAUUCCCCUCCACCUCUCAAAUGAGAGGUUCUGUAUUCCUGUAGCAUGAGGCUGGUCUCCCUUUUGUCUCAGCUUCCUCAGGUACUGCACUGCUCCCUUUGACCUCCCAGUUUCCUUUUCAUCCUCAAAGGGUAGUGCUUAUUUAAUACCUCUUUGCUUUAUACCUUUUUUGCCCCCCCAAAACUUUCUCAUUAAUGAAAUUCCCAAAGCUCUGUAAUGUUGGAUGAAGAAAGCAAUACUCUCCCAUGUAGGAGUGAAAAUAUAAUAUAGUUUGGGAAAAUGUAAUGUUCUUUGAUCACCCAUGUGUAUUUGUCACUUUGGUGAUUCUCUCCCCCUCCCUGUCCUCAAUCCCCCAAUUCAUUCUGCUUUACUGUAUCAAUUUAGUUCUUAAAGCACACUCCUUUCAUACAAAAGAAAAUGGCAAUAUUUCUAUCCAGCAUUUAUAAGCAAAAUUGAGGUGAAGAGUUGAACAGACACCAGUUGUGAAAUAUAAAUUUAAGUACUCAUUUUGUCCAUCUCUUAUCUAUUUUGUUUCCCCACAUGUUCAGGAGUGGAAUACAUUUAGCCUUAAAUGGGCUUUGACCACUGACUAAUGAGCCAGAUACGUCUUAAACACACACAAACAACUGAUUCAGGUGGUUCAACCUAAAGAACACUGUGCUGUACCUUCCAAUUGUUUGCCUGGUGCCUGGCCACAGGAUGAGUGCUGAUUUGAAAGCCACUAGUCUUGUACAGCUCCUUUAUCUUCAGAUAAUCGCUAUGUGUUACUUUUUAAAAUCUAAUCAGCUAUAAUUGAUCUCAGAGAAGAAUAAAAUCGGAUUCUUCUAGUCAGUGUUUGUGUUUGUAUUGGAAAUGACAUUUAAAUAUUAAGGCACUCCCUAUGUAUUCCAGAUCUGUGUAGUGGAGAUGCUCCUGUGUUUCAAGGGAUUGGUGUAGUUCUUGUUUGGCCUAGAGAUGUACUGAAAAUGUUUAGUCAAAGUGAAAACAAAAUAAUCUUUCCCCAAAUCUCUCUUAAAACCCAUGGGCUGCAACAUAUAGACACAUUCUCUCUUCUAGCUACUCCCCUAAGUCUAUCAAAUGUCACUGAUUUGUUUUCUAAAUUCUUGGUGUCCUAAUCUGGAUAUGAUGACUCGGCACAGCAAUCCAGUAUCUAGUCAUAUAUUGCUCUGUAGUAAUGUUAAAGCGUAGAGUAGUGGUUUUCUCUUGUUCCUUGCCAUAGCUGCCUUUUCUGGUUACCUUCUGUAGAUUGGAUGAUCAGGAAAUUCUUAAGCUUCUCUUCAAUCAGACAUGGCAUUCCAACUUUCCAUUCAUGUAAAUAUAGUAAGAACUAUUUCAAAGUAUUGCACGUAUGCUCAUCAUGUGGCAAGGGUGAUUUUGUUUUUCUCCAGCGCUUGUGUAAAAACUGUUCUUGGAGCAACGACUUGGCAACAAGUGGUCUCCUCAUGAAUGAUCUGUGUUGAUUCUCUGUGUUACUAAAAAAUGGUUGAUGACUAAAUUGCCCUUAAUGAUAAAGCAAAUGCAACUUUGAUUCAUUUUAGGCAUUUGCACAUGAAUAGAGAGCAUGCUGUUCCCACAGGUAGCAGCCAGCUAAGAAACUGCUGCAAAUGCCCUCGUUAUGUAAGUGGCUCAAGUAUGGGUAGGUUAUUUUUAAGUAGAUGCAACUCAAAGGGAAGAAGGAAAAACGAACUCCCACCAUUUUUGGAGCUUUGCUGGGUUUUUUAAAAUGCAUUCCCCUUACAAAAACUCAAAUUCAUUAUGACUUUAGUGCUGUGGCAAUUGGCUCUAAAAACUGUGUUCUUAGUUGCUGGCUUCAUGGCUUAGUGUGGUUCCCAUUUACUUGCUAUUCUUAACUCUUAAUUCCAUUUAGCAUAAAAUUGGCUUCCUUUGUCGCUAAUAACAGUCAAUUGAUUUUUUUGGGACAUCUGAGAAUAUCUGGUGGUAGUGAUUGCAUCAACAUUAACUUUAGUACGGAUGACAAAAGAGUUUGGUUCUAAUGAUUGUUGAUUUAGGGUUGCAUGUUUCCCUUACUAUCAAAGCAGCUGUAAAAACUUAGGAACAUUCUAUGCACAUUUCAUGUUAGCAAACCAGGUGUGCACUCAGUACAUUUGUCAGGAAGCAACUGCCAGUCCCAUCUUCCUGGUGAGUGUACAUGUAUGAUAUGAGAUCACACCUACAUACAUACACACAGUAAUGUGUGAAGUGGCUCUUAGCUAUAUGGGAACUUUGGCAAGUGGGUUUAGAGUUGCUGGCUAGGUAAUUUGCAAUGUUUUUUUCUAGUGCUGUUUGUUAACCAUUUUUCAGAAUAAAGUGCCUCAGUGUGUUCCAGUGGGCUUUAACUGUUUUUCUUAUUUAUCUUUGCCUACCUUCUAUUUUGUAGAGUUACUGCCCGAGAAUGCUCUCCCCCUGUAACUCUAAACAUGCUUUCGGAAAUGAGGAAGACUCCCAUGCUGGAGAAGGUGAAAUAACCACAGCUGCUAUGUGAUUUAGCAUAAGCAUUUUUGCAUGUUUCUCUAGCAACUACUGGUUCCAACCUCUCCUAGCUUGACACUAUUGUACCAGUUUGAGUUCUUGAUAUUUAGAGGUGACACUUUUAUUGGCCCGUUCAGAAGAUACCUUAAACCACGGUUUUUACCACGGUAGUUAAAGCCGUGGUUUAAGAUGUCUUCUAACCAGGGCCAUUGAAGAACUCCAUCAUUAAUUAGAAAGGUUUUGAUAGGUUGUACAUAGAUGUUGCUUACUCUGCAUGGACAGUUACAAAAUUCUUUUUUACUGCACACACUGUUAAAACUAUACAUGAAUUCUUCAUCCUGUGAAAUAAACUACUUUUCUUGA
This is a messenger RNA of Elgaria multicarinata webbii, 5110 nucleotides long. It is a transcript of the gene BCL2L13, whose product is annotated as BCL2 like 13. The transcript has 8 exons. Gene Ontology annotation, cellular component: membrane; mitochondrion. Gene Ontology annotation, biological process: regulation of apoptotic process; apoptotic process. The record is from RefSeq and is a predicted model, not a curated record. Lineage: Eukaryota; Metazoa; Chordata; Lepidosauria; Squamata; Anguidae. The coding region runs from base 511 to 1923 and encodes 470 amino acids.